Messenger RNA from Paramuricea clavata, 450 nucleotides. Lineage: Eukaryota; Metazoa; Cnidaria; Anthozoa; Malacalcyonacea; Plexauridae. The record is from the annotation of a GenBank genome assembly.
AUGUGUAAUGCAAACGAACAAUACUCAAGGAAAUAUAACCUUCGUGUUGGUGGAAUAAAAGAAGAGCCAGGCGAGGAUUGUUAUGAAGCGAUAUCAAGUUUCUUUAGUAAUGAAAUGGGUGUAACAAUUGAUGAUGCAGAAAUUGAUCGUGUGCAUCGAGUGGGUAAGGCCGGCGGUUCAUCUCCCCGUCAAAUGAUCGUUAAGUUUAAAGGUUACAGAGCGAAGCAAGCAGUAUUAAAAAGUCGCCGCGAGCUUAAAGGCAAAAAGGGACUUUAUGUUAGAGAGGAUCUUACUGCUAAAAACCUUGAUUUGUUCCGUUAUGCACGUGUGGUGGAGUUUAUUUCAUCUGUGUGGUCAAGCGACGGGAAAAUAUUUGUUAAGUUGAAAGUCGAUUCUUCAAUUCGUGUUGUCUGCUGUAAAGACGAUGUUCUGAAUCUACAGUUUGUCUAA